CAGUGCUGACCGCAUUCAUCGUUCCCAUUCUAGCAACAGUGCAUCAGAUCCAGUCAUGAGUCCCAUAGUAAUAGUCCUCAGUGCGUUCGUGGCCUGCACUUAUGCUGGCCACGUUGGAGCCGGUUACGGAGCCGGGGCCGGAGGCCACGGUGGAGGAUACGUCCGGAGCUACAGCGGAGGCUACGGCCACGGGGCACCCGUGGGCCACGGCUACGUCGGUCCUGCUUAUGUCCACGGGGGAUCAGUGAACGUCGGCCACCCUGUAAAAAGACCCGUAGCCACAUUGGGUGUCGUCAAGCAACCCAUAGUGAAGCAACACUACGUCACCAAGGCGAUCGUGAACUUCGUCAGGCUUCCCGUCACCACUGUCGAUCACCACGUUAGGCCCAUCGUCUUAUACCACGAUGCUCCGGUAGGUGGCGCCGGCGCUGGACUUGCAGCCGGAGCAGGUCUUGGAAACGUUGCUGCCGUCAGGUCCGGCGUUGGAGCCGGGUUCGGAGGCUACGGCGCAGGUGCGGGACUUGCAGGUGGAGCAGGUCUUGGACACGUUGCUGCCGUUAAGUCCGGCGUUGGAGCCGAGUUCGGAGGCUACGGUGCAGGUGGAGCAGGUUAUGGACACGUUGCUGCCGUUAAGUCCGGCGUUGGAGCCGGGUUCGGAGGCUACGGCGCAGGUGGAGCAGGUUAUGGACACGUUACUGCCAUUAGGCACGGCGUCGGAGCCGGAUACGGAGUCCACGGUGCAGGCGCUGCCUACGGGGCGGCUUACGGCCACGGCAGAGGCCACGUCCUGUCUUCAGGCUACAGCAAGUACUAGUGUAAAUGUCGCAGGAAGACGUUGUUGUAUACCUCUUUUCAUCGGGACUAUGUAAUAACUCAUCAUCACCCCUGUACAUUUUGUACAUUUCGUGCGCAUUUUUGGGCUUCCGUGUGUCAUCUACGUCAACGUUGUCGUUAGGAGUGUAAUAAAAUAUGGUUAAUG
Ornithodoros turicata is the source of this 979-nucleotide messenger RNA. RefSeq lists its product as uncharacterized. NCBI's taxonomy places the organism in Eukaryota, Metazoa, Arthropoda, Arachnida, Ixodida, Argasidae. The record is from RefSeq and is a predicted model, not a curated record. The coding region runs from base 56 to 814 and encodes 252 amino acids. The transcript has 2 exons.